This is a messenger RNA of Triticum dicoccoides, 375 nucleotides long. RefSeq lists its product as uncharacterized. The transcript has a single exon. Bases 1 to 375 code for a protein of 124 amino acids. The record is from RefSeq and is a predicted model, not a curated record. NCBI's taxonomy places the organism in Eukaryota, Viridiplantae, Streptophyta, Magnoliopsida, Poales, Poaceae.
AUGGCCGCGUUCAACCACCUACUCUUCUUCCUUGUUCUCGCCUUUGCCGCCAUCAGCAUCAUCAGCGCAGGGGCCGCUGCGGGCGACGACGUCGACGCGCAGCUGCGGAAGGUGGCCAUGUCGCAGGCCGUCAAGGUGUUGUCCCGCUACAGCCCGGAAACCACCGAUCUGGAGACGCUGAAGCGGGCCCUGGCGGUGGUGAACCGGGAGGCGCAGCCGUACUGGAAGCCUAUCUUCAACAACGUCAACAGGGUGAUGGACAGCGGCGCCGACGGCCGCAGCAAGGAGGCGGCCUUCCCCGUGGCCAAGGAGCUGCUCAACCGCGAGCUCAGCCAAGGCCCUAACGCCGUCAAGAUCGACUUCGAAUAUGCGUGA